This is a messenger RNA of Carcharodon carcharias (great white shark), 5531 nucleotides long. RefSeq names its product transcription factor CP2-like 1 (gene tfcp2l1). NCBI's taxonomy places the organism in Eukaryota, Metazoa, Chordata, Chondrichthyes, Lamniformes, Lamnidae. Gene Ontology annotation, molecular function: DNA-binding transcription activator activity, RNA polymerase II-specific; RNA polymerase II cis-regulatory region sequence-specific DNA binding. Gene Ontology annotation, biological process: regulation of transcription by RNA polymerase II. Gene Ontology annotation, cellular component: nucleus. The coding region runs from base 90 to 1628 and encodes 512 amino acids. The record is from RefSeq and is a predicted model, not a curated record. The transcript has 16 exons.
GAGUCGGUUCGGGAUUUAGCGAAGCGUUAGGCUGCAGUCUCAGGCAUUGCCCGCCCGCCCGCCUGCCUGUAGAUACAUCCAGCUCCACAAUGUUGUUUUGGCACACGCAGCCCGAACACUUCCACCACCACCAGCAGCAGCAGCAGCAGCACCACCACCACACGGCAACCAGUUACCUUCGUGAUGUCCUGACAUUUCCAGUAUUUAAACAUGAGGAGUCUAGCCUCCCUCCAGGAAAUGGUGCCAAACUGCUCCCAUUCCAGUAUGUGCUCUGUGCAGCCACAUCUCCUGCUGUCAAACUCCAUGAAGAAACACUGACUUAUCUCAACCAAGGUCAAUCUUACGAAAUCCGUAUGUUUGAAAACAGAAAACCAGACAGUCAGGAAAUAAUUGACAAAUUUAUAAAGGUUGUCUUGCAGAGCAUUAUCCGUGUGGUUUUCCAUGAUCGCCGUUUGCAGUACACAGAGCACCAGCAGCUGGAGGGCUGGAGAUGGAGUCGGCCGGGAGAUCGCAUCCUGGACAUGGACAUACCCUUGUCAGUUGGUAUCGUGGACCCUCGAGCAAACCCAACACAGCUAAACACAAUUGAGUUUCUUUGGGAUCCGACCAAAAGGACUUCUGUUUUCGUUCAGGUUCAUUGUAUCAGUACUGAGUUUACCCCCCGGAAACAUGGUGGGGAGAAGGGAGUUCCAUUCAGGAUUCAGAUUGACACGUUCAAACAAAAUGAGAUUGGUGAAUAUACAGAACAUCUGCAUUCCGCAAGUUGCCAGAUUAAAGUGUUCAAGCCAAAGGGAGCUGAUCGAAAACAGAAAACCGACCGAGAAAAGAUAGAAAAGCGAACGGUCCAGGAAAGAGAAAAAUACCAACAUUCAUAUGAUACAACAAUCCUCACAGAGGCUGCUGUUGACAUGAUACAAUGGUUAUUGGUAGACUCUGUACCAUCUAUUUUCAGUGCUGACAGAAAGUGCUCUCCAUGGCCUGAUGCCUCAUACGUUAGUAGUACUCCCUCCAUAGGUUACCACAGCUUGCCUGUCAACUUUAGUGUCAGUGAAGGAAAUUGGUCACCAACAAGCCAAGAAGAUCCAUCGUCUCUGAACACUGAUUACCUGUUGCCCACAGCCUCGAGCCAGGACGCACAGCAGUGGCUGUACAGAAACCGCUUCUCGACAUUCUGCCAGCUAUUUUUCAAUUUUUCAGGUGCAGACUUGUUGAAAAUGUCUAAAGAAGACUUGAUCCAGAUCUGUGGUCCUGCAGAUGGAAUCAGACUUUUUAACACAAUCAAGGGAAGAAACGUGUGUCCAAAACUAGCCAUCUAUGUGUGUCAGGAGCACGAACAGGACCAGGAGAAUAAUCAACAAAAGCAAGAGAGCAUCAGGGGUGUUGGCAGUUCAUGUGUAUACCAUGCAAUCUUUUUGGAAGAGCUGACAGCGGUAGAGUUAACUGAGAAAAUAGCAAAUCUGUACAGCAUUUCUCCGCAGCAGAUUAACCAGAUCUACAGACAGGGACCCAGUGGGAUCCACGUGCUUGUCAGUGAUGAGAUGGUUAAAAAUUUCCAUGAUGAGGCUUGCUUUGUCAUCUGCACCUUGAAAGCUGAGAGAAAUGAUGGGUACAACAUAAUCUUAAAAUGACGAAAACUGGACCUGAUUCCCUGAUCAGGCGGAAUAUUGAGUGUUUAUGUGUUGUUUGAACAUUGUCAUUGAACAAGGACGAGUAUCUGAAAAUCAGGCAAAAGAUAAAUUGGGCAUUCGAUUAAAACCAACUUUUUCCAAAGUCCUUGAGAGAACCUUGUCUUUACGAAAGUGAAUAUUAUAUUUGGGGAGGGGAGGUGGGAAGGGGACCGUGGUUUUUGCCCAGUUGCCCAAUAGGAGGUACUAUAGUCUGUAUAAGCCAAAUGUGGCAAAAUACUUUAUUUUGUGAAGCACAAAAUGCGAUACAAUUUUUCUUUUGAUUCUUGGCUUUUUUUUUUAAGAGUUGACUGGGGAAAACUACUUAAAAAAAUCACCUUUGCCAUUAUUUCUCAUCUUCAGGCAAAAUAAAAAUCGAUGAAGUCAUUCCAAAAACUAAUUGCUAACUUUCCAGCAUCCCAUGUAAUUGAAAUGGAAUUUGGCUUAUUCGCUGGCCCUGAGAAUUAAAUGCUUUGUUCGCAUUUGUAUUUCUGAUAAUUUGAAAAGGAUCAUAAUUGUAUAGAAGUUACCUAUUAGGAAAUAAACACAGCGAUAUUAACUUCUGACACUAAUGGUUCCUAUCUAACUCUGAGGUACAGUGUUCUAUGGUAUCCAGACUCUGUCUUGGCUUAAGGAGUAAACCAAAGGUUUGAGCUGUCCAAUAUCCUUACACUGGACAUGUCUGUCUGUUGCAACUUGUCUUCAUCAUGAUACUUGUGACAAUGCUGUGACCCUUGUUCUUUUCUGAAGCCUGUGCCCAUGAAUAUUUUCCAAUUUGAAGCAAACGAUUGCUGUUUUACUAUUUACAAUCCAUGUUCUUUACUUGGUGCUGCAGUGGGAAUGAGGUGGAGAGAGUAGGAGAGAAAGUUAGGCAACUAACUCUUGUCUACAUUAAUUUUCCACAUGGAUGAAGAAUAUAUUAUUCUCCUUAAUGAAUCUGAUGAAUUCCUGUUCAAGAGCACCCUUAGGUUUGUCUUCUACUAGAUAAAAUAAAUCACUAAAAAAAGUGUAAAAUAUGUAGACUAUAUUUUUAGGGUUGGGAGAGGAAGGAGUGAUAUCUCAAAAGCUGAAGAAAUAUGACCGUAAUUUUUUGAUUUGUUCAUGGGCCAUGAACAUUGCUAGCAAAGUCAGCAUUUAUUGCCCAUUCUUAAUUGCCCUUCAGAAGGUGGUGGUGAGCCUUCUUGAAUAGCUGGAGCCCUUGCGGUGUAGGUACACCCACAGUACUAUUAGAGAAGGCGUAUACAAGUAAAUAAACCUGGUUAAUAUGUGCACAUUCCUGGCCCAUUUUCUGCUCCAUGUUUGAAGCCAGUUCCAGUUUGGAUUCUUUUCUUACACAGACAAACAUAUGCAUGAAGUUAUUCAUUAUUCAAAGUCAGCCUGUUGGCUGCAACAAGGGCAUUAAUGACUCCCUAUGCUAGAUAUCAUAGACGUUCUCUCUCAAUGGGAUGGUGACCUUUUCAAUGAAGUGUACUUUAUGAACAGCUUAUUACAACGUGUUUGAUUCCAAAAUGUUAAUGUUUACACGACUGCUAUUCAAUUGGUAAAUCACCUGGUGGGGUACACUUUGUUUUUGCAUUUUUUUAUUCAAAAGAAACAUUCCUUUCAACAUAUUGAGCCCUUUAACUUUGCUGGAAAUUCUGUUGCAGUCAUUAGAUACAUUAAAAUGAGUAGAAAUGUACUUUUAAAAAUUGCAAUGCACAAAGGGAUCACCCACACUUCAGUCCUCCAAUUUAGUUAUGCUUCCAUAUUCUUUCUGCAUCUUAAACACAUCUUUCCUUGAAGUGAGAAACCAGCCAGGCCAUUUGCUCACAGGCCUUUUCCUGGCUCCUGAUUGGUGUGUAGGACUGUUCUAGUGUCAUGACUGUAAUGAACGACUCGAGGUGUCGAAAACUGGCAGUGGAGGAGAGGAAAAAUGGAGGAGGGUGAUCCCUUCUACCAUACCAAGGCACUUUGUUAUAGAAAUAAAACUGACAAAUUGAACCUGAGGCAGCUUUCUAAACUACAUGACUGCAUUUACUGUAUUUGCCCUGUUACUAACCUUCGGCUGGGUGAGGUUGAUACUCUGAAGUUUCCGAUCAGUCUGGCCUACCAACAAACUAUGUGAAGCCAUAAAUUAGGCUCCAAAUCAUCUGAAUUUCCCUGACUUAUGAAGCGUUGUAACCCUUAAUUUCUUAUAACUACUUAGCUCUAUUACCUCAGUUUGCCAUAAGAAUAAUAUUGAAGUUUGGUGAUUGAAGGAUUGGGCUCAGCAGAUAUGGUGGAGAUGUUUGUGUUUGAAGAUGAACACAAACCAGAUCUCUUCAGUGGUCUGUAGUCCAGGCAACUAAAGGUACCUCAGAUAUGGCAGAUCUUGUUUUGAAUGUACUUACCCAUUGCGAUGGAGCUACUGUGAAUUCUGACCCCUGCCUGCAGUAACAAAAUUCUAAUGUGCCCAUGCAUGCAAGGGUUGGCAAAUAAUUUAAAUAUUAUAAAUUAGGUUCACAAAAGCCAACACAAAUGGAGUUCAAUUAAAAGGAGGUGCAGCCUCAAAUCUUCACAUUUGGCAAUUAAUUAUGCGCAGUUCUGCAGUAAAUUGCUUAUUUACAGAAAAGCUAUAAAAGUAACUUCAUUUAUUUGCUUUUUUGUUUAACCAUGAAUGUCACUAACACUGCAAUUUGGAACAGCGCUUUGCUGUAGUUUAAGGCAUGACCUUUGUAUCAAAAGAAUUUAAUGCAAUAAAGUUUCAGGCAAAUUGCCAGUUUAUAUUCUAUUAAUCUGGAUUUUUUUUAAACUAAGAGCAGAAAAUGCUGGAAGUGUCCAGCAGGUCUUGGCAGUAUCUCUGGAGGGAGAAACAGAUUUAAUGUUUCAGGUUGAUGACCUUACAUCAGAACUGGGAAGAGUUUUGAGCGAGGGGUGUGUGGGACAAGGACGAAGGGAAGGUCUGUGAUAGGGUGGAAGACAGGAGAGAUUGAAUGACAAAAGAGUUAGCCAUCCAGGGCCAAAAGAAUUGGGGCAAAAUAAUCAAAGAAACAAAAGAUGCGCCUAAGGAUGGUGCGCUAUUGUCUGAAAGCAAAUUUAAGAGAAAAAAUGAAACAUGCAAAGGGAAGAAAACAAAAUGGGGGCAGAGGUGACGGUUUGAAAUUGUUGAACUCAGUGUUGAGUCCGGAAGGCCUUCUGCACUGAUUCUUUUGCCCCCAUCACCAUUUCUUUUGGCCCUGGAAGGCUAACCCUUUUGUCGUCCAUUCUCUCCUGUCUUCCACAGACCUUCCCUUUGUCCUCGUCCCACACACACCUUGCUCAAAACCUAUUUCACCUCUAAAAUUCUCCCUGUUCCAAUAAAAAGUCACCGAUCUGAAAUGUUGACAGUUUUUCUCUCCACAGACGCUGCCAAGGCUUGCUGAGUUUUUCCAACGUUUCCUGUUUUUAUUUCAGUUUCCAGCAUCUGCAGUAUUUUGCUUUUCAAUUAGUGUUUUUUUUUUGAGUUGGUGUAAUGCUUUCUAUAAACUCUGUGGAAUUAUUUUGUGUGUCUUAAAAGAUGUUUUUGUACUCCUACCAAUGAAAUGUAGUGAAUUGUAUAUUGAUUUAAUGAUGGGCGAGGUUAUCACUGUUAAGAUUUUUUUUGACCAGCUUUCUGGGCUCGCUUAGACACUGGGUGAAUAUACACAUCAAUAUAUAAACUCACAGGAUUGCAGAGGAUAAAGUGGGAGAAGUUAGUUGGAUCAAGAAUGUGUGAGGUCCAAUGAUGAUGAAUAUUGUUACUUUUUUUAAACAUAGAAGCAUUUUUUGCACCGGCUACUGUACACUUCAGUUCCGAAAUGGAAAGUGUUCUGCACCUGUAGGCCUGUACACUAGUCAACCUAACACAAAUAAAUCUACCUUUUAUAACAA